Spodoptera frugiperda (fall armyworm) is the source of this 2487-nucleotide messenger RNA. It is a transcript of the gene CCT7, whose product is annotated as T-complex protein 1 subunit eta. The coding region runs from base 135 to 1796 and encodes 553 amino acids. The record is from RefSeq and is a predicted model, not a curated record. Gene Ontology annotation, cellular component: chaperonin-containing T-complex. Lineage: Eukaryota; Metazoa; Arthropoda; Insecta; Lepidoptera; Noctuidae. The transcript is spliced from 14 exons. Gene Ontology annotation, biological process: protein folding. Gene Ontology annotation, molecular function: ATP-dependent protein folding chaperone; ATP binding; ATP hydrolysis activity.
ACUUACUUUAUUUUUGUAUAUUCUGGUUUUUAUUUUGCCUGUUUGAGGGGAAUCUAUAUUCAGUAAAGUGUGACAACUCUAAGAAUCAGCUGUCAAAGUCAUUCAAUUUUUGUUUGUGGAAAAUCUUUUUCAAAAUGCAACCACAGAUCCUCGUACUGAAGGAGGGGACGGACCAGUCCCAGGGCAAGCCGCAGCUCAUCUCCAACAUCAAUGCCUGCCAACUGGUCGUAGAUGCUGUCCGCACAACCCUCGGUCCUCGUGGCAUGGACAAGCUGAUCGUGGACCACAACGGUAAAGCUGUGAUCUCCAACGAUGGAGCCACGAUCAUGAAGCUGCUGGACAUCGUCCAUCCUGCUGCCAAGACCCUGGUGGAUAUUGCUAAGUCACAGGAUGCUGAGGUGGGUGACGGAACAACAUCUGUGGUGAUCCUGGCCGGUGAGCUCCUGAAAAGACUGAAGCCUUUCGUUGAGGAAGGAGUCCACCCCCGUAUCAUCGUGCGUUCUAUCCGCGUGGCAGCCAAGCUAGCAGUCGACAGAGUCAAGGAGUUAGCUGUGAAGAUUGACAACAAGUCCGUUGAAGAACAGAGAGAACUGCUAACGAAAUGCGCCGCGACAGCGAUGUCCUCGAAGCUGAUCCACCAGCAGAAGGGCCACUUCUCCAAGAUGGUGGUGGACGCUGUACUGUCCCUGGACGCGCCUCUAUUACCGCUGGAUAUGAUCGGUAUCAAGAAAGUAUCAGGCGGUGCUCUGGAAGACUCCUUCCUCGUGUCUGGAGUAGCCUUCAAGAAGACAUUCUCCUAUGCUGGGUUUGAGAUGCAGCCCAAAUCGUACGACAACUGCAAGAUCGCCCUGCUGAACAUCACGCUCGAGUUGCAGGCUGAGAGGGACAACGCUGAAGUGCGAGUGGACAACGUGAAGGAGUACCAGAAGGUGGUGGACGCGGAGUGGCAGAUCCUGUACGAGAAGUUGGCGGCGCUGCACGCCAGCGGGGCCAACGUCGUGCUCAGCAAACUGCCCAUCGGAGACGUCGCCACGCAGUACUUCGCCGACCGCGACAUGUUCUGCGCGGGCCGUGUCCCGGACGAGGACCUGAAGCGCACGCAGCGCGCGUGCGGCGGCGCCGUGCUGUCUUCAGUCAGGGACCUCGCCCCCGAGGCACUCGGACACUGCGCGCACUUCACUGAGAAACAGGUCGGCGGCGAGCGGUACAAUAUCUUCACUGGUUACGACAAAGAAGUCGCGCCCACUGGUUGUCCGGCAGCGAAGACCUGCACGAUAGUGCUCCGUGGCGGCGCCGAGCAGUUCCUGGAGGAGACGGAGCGCUCCCUGCACGACGCCAUCAUGAUCGUCCGGCGUACCAUCAAGAAUGAUGCCGUGGUUGCCGGUGGCGGCGCCAUCGACAUGGAGAUCUCGAAGCACCUCCGCGAGUACGCGAAGGGCGUCGCCGGCAAGGAACAACUCCUGGUCGCGGCUGUCGCGCGGGCCUUCGAGGCUAUACCCCGACAACUGUGUGACAACGCCGGCUUCGACGCCACCAACCUGUUGAACAAGCUGAGGAAUAAACAUCAUAAUGGCGACAUCUGGUACGGCAUCGACAUCCAGAAGGAAGACAUCGGCGACAACUACGCGUCGUGCGUGUGGGAGCCCGCCAUCGUCAAGGUCAACGCCAUCACCGCCGCCUGCGAGGCCGCGGCGCAGAUCCUAUCAGUCGACGAGACGAUAAAGAACGUCAAAGGACAAGACAUGCCGACGGCGGGAGCCCCGGGCCGCGGCAUGGGACGCCCGCGCAUGGGCUGAUGACGUCACCUCUACACACCACUCACGCUUUACCACUAUUUCUUGACCGCCCCACGUUCUUGUACGAAAAAAGAAAGCAUAAACAAUAUAUUCUGAUAUUUUUGAUGUCGGUUAUACAUAAUAACUUUUAAUUUAAACAAGAAAGACUUUCUCUUUAAGGUACAAGUCCGCAUCGUACGCAUCGCACGCAACGGAUUGUAGUUUGUCUUGUAUAGAAACUCAUACAACUGCGUCCACUGAUCCGCAUCGUACGGACCGCAUCAUCGGCAAUGCCUACAUGUGAUGCGUACUGAUGACGUCAUACGGAAUGCCGAUGCCAAAAAUCCGAGUGAUAAAGUAAUCCGUUUGAUGCGAUCCUUUAGAUGCGUGCGAUGCGGGCCUGAGGACGCUUACCUUAAUAUAUCUGAAAUAGACACUUUAAACAAGUAAUGUGAAAAAUCAUUGUAAUUACAAUAAUUUUGGAUUAUAAAAGUUUAUUAAUUUCGGUCGAUGGUUGCAUUUACUUGAUAUAAGUUCUAUGCUCGAGACGUUGUACCGAGGCGUAGAGUUUUAUACAUAAAUACAUGAUGUAUUAUUAUUUUAAUGUUUACCAAACAACUAGAACUGCGGGCGGUCUCUUCACGCUUAGUACUAAGUUAUUAUAGUAUUAACUAUUAAAUAUUAUUAAUUAUAAUAACUAAUUAAUACCAAA